AUGCCUCGAAAACCUCAGAGGGAAGAGUGUCAUCGUGACAGGAGGUAUUUAGACUGGACCCCCCAGUUAUGUGUUUCUGUCUAUCAAUUCUUUUCAUUGUUGACGAAUAUGCGACUUGCUAAUAAUAUGAGAUUCGCAGGUGCGUCUGGAUUGGGCAAGGCGUUCGUACACCGUUUCGUUGAAGCUGGUGCCUAUGUUACUUUUGGCGAUGUGAACGAGGAGGCUGGUUUCAAACUCGCUGCGGAACUAACUGGAAAAGCACGGUUCGUGCGAUGCGAUGUGCGCUCCUGGGAGGAACAAGUUUGCCUGUUCGAAGCUGCUGUCGCCAAUUCUCCGAGGCUAUCCUGCGACAUUGUCAUAGCAAAUGCCGGCAUUCCUGGUCCUGAUGGUCUUUUUGCCGGCGAAGACCCUUCACUUCCUCCCACGAGGCCAGACACUACCAUCUUCGAUGUCAACCUUACGGGAACAAUAUACACAACAAAACUAGCCAUCCACUACUUUCGACGCCAAUCACUCGAGCCAGGCCGUGAUAGGUGUCUGAUUUUGAUUGGUAGUAUUGCUGGUUAUCUUGACUUACCAGGUUCCGCAACAUAUUCGAUGUCAAAGUUUGGUGUAAGAGCACUGAUGCGUUCCCUUCGUAGGAAUGCUUGGGUCGAUUCGAUUCGAGUCAAUUUGGUUUCACCAAGUUACAUCAUAACUCCCGCAUACACUGAAGAAAUAAUCGCCUUCUUUGAAUCAAAGGGCGUGAAAUUCGCUUCUGAAAGUGAUGCCUGCAAGGCAAUCUUGAGAAUCGCCUCCGAUACAACCGUCAAUGGCCGGUCAAUCGCAGUUGUCUCAAAAGAGGAUUGUGCUGGGGGAUAUUUCGAUCUCGCCGAGGACGAUUUCCCAGAAGGUAGUAAAUUGUAUGACUUGCAAAACGUGGCGACAAAUGUUGGAUCGCGGACGUAA
This is a messenger RNA of Histoplasma capsulatum G186AR, 948 nucleotides long. RefSeq lists its product as uncharacterized. The record is from RefSeq and is a predicted model, not a curated record. The coding region runs from base 1 to 948 and encodes 315 amino acids. Gene Ontology annotation, molecular function: oxidoreductase activity. The transcript has 5 exons. Lineage: Eukaryota; Fungi; Ascomycota; Eurotiomycetes; Onygenales; Ajellomycetaceae.